This is a messenger RNA of Octodon degus (degu), 1001 nucleotides long. It is a transcript of the gene Rergl, whose product is annotated as RERG like. The transcript is spliced from 5 exons. NCBI's taxonomy places the organism in Eukaryota, Metazoa, Chordata, Mammalia, Rodentia, Octodontidae. The record is from RefSeq and is a predicted model, not a curated record. Bases 32 to 646 code for a protein of 204 amino acids. Gene Ontology annotation, molecular function: GTP binding; GTPase activity.
CUGGACUGAUUUGAAGAAGCAGAAAAGCAAAAUGAAUGAAGUAAAGCUUGCUAUCAUGGGCGGGGAAGGCACAGGAAAAUCUGCCCUGACUGUAAGGUUUCUCACCAAGAGAUUUAUUGGAGAAUAUGCUUCCAAUUUUGAGUCUAUCUAUAAUAAGUACUUGUGUUUGGAAGGGAAGCAACUGAACUUGGAAAUCUAUGAUCCAUGUUCUCAAUCACAGAAGGCAAAAGUUUCCCUUACAACUGAGCUUCACUGGGCAGAUGGGUUUGUUGUCGUGUAUGACAUCAGUGACAGAUCUUCGUUUGCUUUUGCAAAAGCCCUGAUAUACAGAAUUCGGGAGCCACAGACUAGUCAUUGCAAAAGAGCUGUCGAGCCUGCCGUGCUUUUGGUUGGCAACAAGCAAGACCUCUGUCAUGUGCGUGAGGUUGGCUGUGAAGAAGGACAGAAGCUGGCUUUGGAUAACCGAUGCCAGUUCUGUGAGCUGUCAGCUGCAGAGCAGUCUCUGGAGGUAGAAGUGAUGUUUACCAGAAUUGUCAAGGACAUUCUGACCAACUUCAAACUCAAAGAAAAGAGAAGACCCAGUGGUUCUAAAUCAGUUGCCAAACUGAUCAAUAAUGUAUUUGGAAAGAGGAGGAAAUCUGUUUAGUAAAGACAUUGAAUCCUAGGGGAUUUAUUGUAUCAAAGUGUGUUAGACCAUGUGGUAAUUGAAUUUAGACUCCAUAAGCAAUUUAAAAAAUACUUUCAGAUGUAUGAAAUGAUAGAACGUGAACUACAGCUGUAAUUUCAAAUAUAGUGUCUGUGUUUCUGUUGACUGGAUCUGGUCCACUCUGCUGCAUGUACAACCUCUCACUUCUUGUAAUAAAUAGCACUCGCUGGCUCUUGGUGUAUUGUUGUCUAGUUUGCCAUGGACAUCCUGCUUAUGUAAGUUUAUACAGCUACUGCCCCAAGGUUUAUUUGCCUUUGUUUUCUAUCGUAUAUUUUAUUUUGCAUGAAAUGAAUGA